AUUGUUUAACAUUUUGAAAUUUUAACAUUCAAGAUAAACAUAAAUUUAUUUUUCAAUUUAAUUAUUUACAACAACUAUGAAUUGUCUAAUAUUAGUCACAUUGUUGGCUGGAUUGUUACCAGUGUAUCAAUUUAUGGUAUUAUCUAAUAAUGAUAAUAAUAAUAAUACAUUAGACACAACAAAUGAUAAAUUGGUGGUUCGGGCAAACAAUGAGUUUUCAUUCAAGAUAUACAAAAUGCUGUCCAAAGAUGAUAAUGAUAUUGUCUCAUCGUUUUCAAUAAUAUCAGCGUUCAGUAUACUAAUGAACGGUGCAAAUGGCCCAACACUUGACAAUUUGAAAACAUUUCUCAGAUUUCAAGACCAAUCAAAUCAAGUUCUGAGCGAUCAAUCUAUUAAUAAUGGAUUUGAGAUCAUUAAUACAAUCUAUGAAAAUAAAAGUAUGGCUUAUCGGCAGUUUAUGGCCCAAACAAAUGAGUCCAAUCGGUGGUCACACAAUAUGAAACACGAGUUCAAUGUGGCUAAUCUUGUCGUACGAAAUGAUAGUGAAGUACUCAAACAGGCUUUUGUAGACGCCAUACAACUGGCCUUCAGAGCUCAGGUAGAUAGGGCUGACUUCAAGAACAAUGCGGUAGCAGAGACUGAAAAAGUUAAUCAAUGGGUACGCAAUCAGACCAACAAUAAGAUACAGAAAGUAUUUGAUAAAAUCAAAGAGGAAACAACUCUUAUCAUUAUGAAUGCCGUCUACUUUAAAGGUAAUUGGAUUGAAAAGUUUAAUGUAGAAGACACCCGAAAAUCAAACUUUUAUAAUAACGGCGCCGACAACUCUGCUGCAUCGGUAGAUACUAUGAGUGCAACUCAUAGCUACCGAUAUCUAGACUCACAAGAAUUGAAUGCACAGAUCAUUGAAAUCCCAUAUAUGGGACGGGAAAUGAGUUUUGUUAUUGUGUUGCCUAAAGUUAGGAACGGAUUGUCAACAUUGAAGACAACUAUCAAUGCGACAAACUUUGAAACAGCUUUGAAGUCUAUGUCCAGCAAUUUUGUCCGAAUAUUGAUACCAAAGUUUAAAGUGGAGAAAGAGUAUGAUUUAAUGCAAGACGUCAACCCUAAGCCUAUUGUUUUGACUACAAGUGCUGACCUAUCGAGACUGUCCAAUACAAGUCAACAAACCGUAUCGGAAGUCAAACACAAGACUUAUAUUGCAGUCGACGAGAAGGGAACUGAAGCGGCGGCCGUUACGGCCAUUGGUCUGACCCGGUUCUCCGUCCCGUUUAUACCUCCCAAUCCCAUUGAAUUUAAGGCUGACCACCCUUUUCUUUAUUAUAUUAUUGACAAGACUAAUGGCAUGAUUUUAUUUUCCGGACAAAUCAAUAAAUUUUAAGAACAUUUAAAAAAUUAAUUAAAUAUUUACUUAUACAAUACAGUAGUAUUCUAUAAAUUUAUAAUAUUAUUGUAUUAUUAGUGUAAUGUUCUUA
Messenger RNA from Oppia nitens, 1472 nucleotides. RefSeq names its product serpin B4-like. The record is from RefSeq and is a predicted model, not a curated record. Bases 77 to 1378 code for a protein of 433 amino acids. Gene Ontology annotation, molecular function: serine-type endopeptidase inhibitor activity. NCBI's taxonomy places the organism in Eukaryota, Metazoa, Arthropoda, Arachnida, Sarcoptiformes, Oppiidae. The transcript has 4 exons.